AUGUGGCGCCAGCGGGGCGGGGCCGUCACCCCCGAGCACCCCCCCUCCCGCGACCCGCUCACGCCCUUGCAGGCGGGGGCGGACACCACGUGCAUGGGGGCGGCGUCGCGGCCUCACCGAACGCACAGCGCAGCGCACCUGUCCCCCACCUCCCCCGGCGGUCCGUGGGCCCCGGCGUCGCCCGCCUCUUGGACCCCGAGCCUCCCAGGGGAGCCCCUGGACGUGCGACUGCUCGCCGGGGGCUCCUCGCACGCCGGCUCGUCCGCGCCGCCGCCCCCCGAGGACCCCGGGCCCCCCUGCCUCGGAGACGACGACCCGCGCCGAGCCUGCUCCUGUGCGCAGUGCGCCACGCCGAGGGUAUAA
Messenger RNA from Penaeus monodon (black tiger shrimp), 363 nucleotides. RefSeq lists its product as uncharacterized. The transcript is spliced from 2 exons. The coding region runs from base 1 to 363 and encodes 120 amino acids. The record is from RefSeq and is a predicted model, not a curated record. NCBI's taxonomy places the organism in Eukaryota, Metazoa, Arthropoda, Malacostraca, Decapoda, Penaeidae.